Molecule: messenger RNA, 5601 nt
Organism: Rhineura floridana
Lineage: Eukaryota; Metazoa; Chordata; Lepidosauria; Squamata; Rhineuridae
Gene: CD81
Product: CD81 molecule
Exons: 8
Coding region: 190-891 (233 amino acids)
Cellular component (GO): membrane
Source: RefSeq, a predicted model, not a curated record
CAGAGGGAGGGUGUCGGUCACCGGAGGGAGGGAGGAGAGAGAACAGGAAAAUACAGAGAAGCAGCCUGGCUAGCUGUAGCCCCUGAAAAAACCAACAGAGACCACCAUCCGCAAUAGGAGCUGUACUGGCAGCUCCUCCUGCACUCAGAUAACAGGCCAAAUCCUUGCAGUCAGCAGAAAGCAGUAGCGAUGGGAGUGGAAGGCUGUACCAAAUGCAUCAAAUACCUGCUUUUUGUCUUUAAUUUUGUCUUCUGGUUGGCAGGAGGAAUAAUUCUAGGUGUGGCAUUGUGGCUUCGACAUGACUCACAGACCACGACUAUCCUGGGAUCGGCGCUAGAGAACCAGUCUGCUCCUAGCUCAUUCUAUGUUGGCAUCUACAUCCUGAUUGCUGUUGGAUCAGUGAUGAUGGUUGUGGGUUUCGUGGGCUGUUACGGUGCCAUCCAAGAGUCACAGUGUCUUCUGGGGACAUUUUUCACAUGCCUUGUAAUCUUGUUUGCUUGUGAAGUGGCUGCUGGAAUCUGGGGAUUCACUCAUAGGGAAAAGAUUGCCACUGAGGUCAAACAGUUCUAUGACAACGCAAAGAAUGAUAUAGAUUCACCAAAUAAGAGCAUAGCAGACAAGGCAAAGGCAGUUGUGAGAACCUUCCAUGAAACGCUAAAAUGCUGUGAAAAGGAAAAAGGAACCAGCAUGGAUUCCAGUGAUGUCUGUUCUAAAGACAUGACUGCAGCACGUACGGAGGACUUCAACUGUCACAAUAAAAUUGAUGAGCUGUUUUCUGGAAAAUUGUACUUGAUUGGCAUUGCUGCCAUUGUGGUAGCUGUGAUCAUGAUCUUUGAAAUGAUCUUGAGCAUGGUGUUGUGCUGUGGCAUCAGAAACAGCUCCGUCUAUUGAGAAGUGGAGGGGCAGAGGCGAAACAAUGGUGCCGAAGGGACUCCAAAAUGCCGCUGUCUGACCAGGAGAUACUUCCCACAAAAAAAGUGUAUAUAAAUAUUUCAGAUAUUACCAUACAGUACUUAUCAUUCUUACUUGGAAAAUCUUCUUUUUGUUUAAGGGGAGGGGGAGGGAUAGUUUCUGUAUAUUUGUGGAAAGUUAGUUACACAUCAGUUUGUGUGGUAAAUCAUUCUAGUGGUUCCAGGCCUUUAUCAAAGAGAGAGCUCUUCUUCUAUCUCCCCUCACCAUGCUUCCUGUGCUGCCAACAUGGAAAAAGAGGGUACCAUGCACAGGUGCCACUGGUGCAAUGUAGACUUUUCAUGCAUCUUUAUUCCCUGACAGUGAUUUUUAAAAAAACUGAAGCAGUCCUUUGUUGGCACCUAAUCCUGGCAUUUUUUUUUUGUCCUAACAUUUUCUUAUCUUGGUUCAGAAGUAAUCUUGGACUCUUGGUCUAAAUCUUUGAGCAUGUAGGAGUACAAACAAGCUGCUGCUUUCAGUCCAUCUGUUUUGUUAUUCAGCAUGCGCGUAUGUCUGUAUUUCCCACCACUACCUUUCAAUGAUGAGUGGACAGCCUCUUUUCCCCCCCAUAAAUUGUCUACACCCAUAACUCAAAAGCCCAUUAUGAGUCCCAGAAUCACAAAGUUGGUGUAACUGAAGGCCAAAUCUCUGAAACUGCAAGAGUCCUCAUAAAAUGUUGAUUUUAGGGAAGAUUCAACCCCUGAAUCUGGUAUGUUAAUUUUGAUCUUUGCAGGGGGGGGGGGUUAGAUGAAAAGGAGAAUUAAACAGGUAUGAUAAUGGAAUGUUACAGCUUUCUGUAUCUCUCUACUAAAACUGAACUCACACAUGUGUUUACAUGGUUCAUUCUGAAUGCAAAUACUGGAUUAUGUAUUUUACUUCAAAACUGUGCAGUAUUCUAAUAAUGCCAAAAAGUAUCUGUUGAAAGGCAAUCUGUUAAAUAAUGGCUUGAAACCUGUUCAUUUAAAUAUAAUUUUUAAGAGGGCACCUAUUCUUUUGCCUUUUUGAAACUUGGUAAUAGAGCUGGAUGAUAACCAGCUAGGCAUGUGUGACAACUAUAAACAGAAUUGGAAGACAUUUUCCUUUCCAAGCAUCAGAAGUAAAACUAUAAUGAGAGGCCUCAAUACUUCUCAAGCAGAGCCAUUUUCCAGUACCCCACCCUUGCCUAGCAUAUCUGAGCUGCAAAUAUGAAGCCUUUUGCUUUUCUCUUGAGUUGACACUUCAAAGGACUUAUUUUCCCUUGAACCUGUUAGGAUUUUGGACAUCCCCCCCCCCAAAAAAAAAGCUUUUUAAAGUUGCAGCCUGAAAAUAGCAGGAACAAAAGGCACCAAACUAGAGGCAAAAAGGAGAGGCAAGCUCUGGUGCUGAGUAAAAUUUAUUGUAGUGCUCUACGCGUUUCGGAAAUACUUUCCUUCCUCAGGAGCUAAAAACAUUCAAACAAACUCAAAUUAAUGUCGUGGAGACAACACCGUGGUCUUAAACAUAGCAGAGUACUUUUAGAGACAACAUUCUGUAUAAAUCCCUGAAAAUGGCCAUGUUCACAGGGGUUUGUUUUUGUUUUGGUUUUUUUCUGUAACUCAGGAUUAAUUAUCACAAGCAAGUCUGAUGCUAUCAUCCCCACGAAGUAGUUUGGCUUCAGUGCUGUUUGUUCUUGAAGAAGUAAUUUAAUAUUGGUUUUCUCUGCUGUUCCCCAGAACUGCAGUGGAUUCUAGGGUGCCCUUUAAAACAGCAGGGGACAGCAGAUACAAUCUUCCUCAGAGUCUUGUGGUUGAGGGGAAUGAUUAAGAUCUUUGAGCCUUAGAAGUAGCCUUAAAGCAACACUGCCCUGAAUGUCAAGCUUUGCAUGCGCUGGAAACAGAAAUGGAACCUAUCAACCAUCUCACCAUUCAAAGGCUUCUGGGUCACAUGUUCCAGUAUAAUAUGCUCUAUCAACAACUUCUAGGUAUCAAUUGUGCAUGUACAUUUAUUUACAUAUAAAUAUGUAUAUAUGUGCAUUGGAGUUACCAACAUACAGAAUGGAUGUGUGUAACUUACUGCCUUUUGUUGAGUGUCCUUGAGAAAUGUAUACAAGUACACCACUUAGCAUUUUGGCUUUGUUUGUUUUUUCCUGUACCAUAUGUUUGAUAUUAUUCAUCAUUCAGUUUAUGAUAUACGAGCAGCCAGAGCUCUGUGUUAAAGAUUCACUGGCCUGUCCUCCAAGAACUGAACAUAGGUCAAGCACAUUCUUAGAAAAUAUGUUUGCUUUUGGCAGAGGACAUGUUACAAUACUGUUUCUGUAGAAGGUGGGUGCUGAUGACUAUUGAGGGUCAUGCUACAUUGAAGUUUAGUGGAAGGGCAAGAGGAAUGGGAGGAACAUCCUUUGACCCAAGUUCUCCAGAGUUUGUCUUGCGGGUAAGGCACAAACUACACGUUACAUGCAAGUGCAUUUCACAAUGUUCUGACAAUUUAAUGUAACACAGCUUUAGGAGGGUGUGAUCUUAAGUGGAGUGGCAGAAGGGGCAGGAGUGCUUAACAAGGAUAAGUACACGUCUGGAACUCCAUCAAGAGGUGGGAGGCAAGUUGCAGUAAAAAAUAAAAAAAAAAGCAGUGGAGAAAGGGUUACUUUCAUGCACACACCUUGCACUGCUUCGCCACUCCUUAUCCCACUCUCUGGAGGCUGCUCUUUAUUAUUAUUAGUUUCAUUUUAAACACACACUUAUGUAUUCUGUGUGGUGUGCCCCCAAAAGCUAAGCAGUGAGAGCUAAAAAGUGAUAAAUAAGCUCAAAUAAGUUGUGAAUGUUGCCUCCCUGAAAGAGCACACUAAAAAGAAAUAGCGCUGUGAGGGCCAGGAAUAGUCAAUGAAGGCACCUUUUGGUAUGAUUAGGAACUCUCAAACAGGCAAGAAGUUAACACAGUUUGAAAAUUGCGUCAGACAAUUGUUUCUGGACUGUACUACUUCAAAUUGCAGGUUGGAUAUCUCACAGCAAUGUUCUCCAAAUUUUAAAACAAUAACAAAAACAACCUUUCUGCACGUGGAAAACUUGAUGUUGGGAGCAGGGUUCUAUCUUAGGCUUCGAUGGUGGUAAGUCUGUACUUAGGGCUUUCAUUCUGUGGCAGAGUGCUUACAUCCAUGCUGUCUGAAAUGGUACAGUCCACAAGAAAUUUUUAUCACAUAAUUUUCUGUUUCUGUAAUACUGGGCCUGACCCCUCUUUCAGUGCCAUUCAUAACCGGAUCUCUUCUGUUUUUCCUUUGCCUAUCUGCAGUGAACCAAAGGACUAGUAAGAGGGAGAUGUGGGUAGCUUCAGAAUUCCAAAAUGGGUUAAGGAAUUAGCUAAAGAAACUAACCCCAACAUGGUAAUGCCUGCCAUAAAAGCUUCCUUGAAAAGUGUCUGGUUAGUAAAGAUUGGUAUCACAGAGAUUCUUUCCUCCAGUAUUGCUCCAGUAUAUAAAAGAUGAGGACUUGAGUUAGAGAGGCCCAUUCCUAAUGCUAAGUGAAAGAGGGAAGAGAAUGGACUCAAGCAUAUUCUCCUGUGUGAAGCAAAGGAUUGUAUUAUUACAUCCAAAAGGGUACUUAACAACAUAUGCACCCAGUACUGUGUGAAGCGGUAUCCUCCCAAUAAUUUUAUGACUGAAUCCAAGAAACCUCUGAAUUGGUUGUAGUUCCCCAGAGAACAUCAAUUGACAGAAUUGAAUUUGGGAAUAUGAAUAAGUCCAAAUUUUUUAAUUCGUUUUUUAAGAUUGCUGUUUCUCAGAAGAAAGCAUGUCAAAGAACUCUUGUAAGCCAAAGGAGGAGCAUAGCAUUCCCCUUUUCACCAUGUUUGGAUCUGUUUGAAUUAAACAGGACUGCUUAUGAUGGAGACCCAUAGGGGAAGGCCAAACAGAACUGCUAGCUAUAUUGUGCUGAAUGCUUGGGUUUCUUUUUAAACUGGAGCAUGCCACAAGCUUUAUGUGUGUUAACUAUUACUUUUUCUCCGCCUUUUUUUGGUCACUUUUUAAAAAAAAAAAUCCUGGUGUGUAUUGUGUGAUGAAGCCCUAUGUUUCUUACAGCCAGUAAAUCAUGAGACCUGAACUCUUCACUCAUCAUGUCUCCAUAGCAUUGGCAAAACCAGCCAUGGGAACAGAGAACAAAUGGGGUGUGGCAAAGAAGCCAAGGGAAGAGUGAAGUUAUUAUCAAAUGCAGGGCCUUUUGGCCAGUCAAGUUUCAUUCUGUUUAGAGGAAAGCCAUGAGAAGGCUCUCAGUUCCAAAACAGGGCUUAAUUUAGGGGGGCAAAGCUAGUUUCUGAAAUGCAACAUGAAUUGUCACAAAACUAUCAGUGUUCCCAGUUAGCCUAAUAAGACAGGGCUUGGUCCCAUUGAGGGCUUGGUCCCAUUGUCCAUCCUAGCUACAGGUUGCAGCAAACCUAGCACCAAGAGCAAUAGAAAGUUUCACCUCUUGUUGGUUACAACAAACAGUCUGGCCUUGUAUGUAGUUUUUUCUCUAGAAAUGUGGAACAAGGGAUACGCUGGGGAGAAUGACUGGCCCUUCCCAACCACACUGUUCUCAACCCCCUGGCUGUGCUUCUGCGCAGAAAUCACUUGCUGUUGUCAUGCUUGUUUAUCUGAAUGUUUAAAGAAUCUGUCAAAAUAACUUUUUUUUAAAAUGAUAUAUGAAAACAAUUAAACAGCCAACAUGCCAA